Oncorhynchus keta (chum salmon) is the source of this 2333-nucleotide messenger RNA. Its product is annotated as tumor necrosis factor ligand superfamily member 13B-like. The transcript is spliced from 6 exons. Gene Ontology annotation, cellular component: membrane. The record is from RefSeq and is a predicted model, not a curated record. Gene Ontology annotation, molecular function: tumor necrosis factor receptor binding; receptor ligand activity. Gene Ontology annotation, biological process: immune response. Bases 1074 to 1817 code for a protein of 247 amino acids. NCBI's taxonomy places the organism in Eukaryota, Metazoa, Chordata, Actinopteri, Salmoniformes, Salmonidae.
AUUAUGAAAAAAACAGAAUGGGUCUGAAUACGUUCUGGAUGUGAGUCUGGGAGUUUCACAAUCAACUGCAAACUCACUCUGCUGUCUGCCCUAAUCUGAACUCUCUGCUGUCUGCCCUAAUCUGAACUCAUCUGCUGUCUGCCCUAAUCUGAACUCACUCUGCUGUCUGCCCUAAUCUGAACUCACUCUGCUGUCUGCCCUAAUCUGAACUCACUCUGCUGUCUGCCCUAAUCUGAACUCACUCUGCUGUCUGCCCUAAUCUGAACUCACUCUGCUGUCUGCCCUAAUCUGAACUCACUCUGCUGUCUGCCCUAAUCUGAACUCAUAUGCUGUCUGCCCUAAUCUGAACUCUCUCUGCUGUCUGCCCUAAUCUGAACUCUCUCUGCUGUCUGCCCUAAUCUGAACCCCCUCUGCUGUCUGCCCUAAUCUGAACUCUCUCUGCUGUCUGCCCUAAUCUGAACUCACUCUGCUGUCUGCCCUAAUCUGAACUCACUCUGCUGUCUGCCCUAAUCUGAACUCACUCUGCUGUCUGCCCUAAUCUGAACUCACUCUGCUGUCUGCCCUAAUCUGAACUCAUAUGCUGUCUGCCCUAAUCUGAACUCUCUCUGCUGUCUGCCCUAAUCUGAACUCUCUCUGCUGUCUGCCCUAAUCUGAACUCACUCUGCUGUCUGCCCUAAUCUGAACUCUCUCUGCUGUCUGCCCUAAUCUGAACUCUCUGCUGUCUGCCCUAAUCUGAACCCCCUCUGCUGUCUGCCCUAAUCUGAACUCCCUCUGAACAGGAUAUAGAGGGUGCCUCCCUAAUGCACCCUUCCCACUUUAUAGUUCACUACUUUUGACCAGAGCCAAUUCUACAGAAACAAUAACAGUGGCUGUCUUUAAAAAAAUACUUCCUCAUUUAUGUUUUGAUUCUGAAACGGAAACACAUUCUAAGCUUCCGGGGUCAAGAAAAUGUCAGGAUGCGUCCCAAAUGCCUAUAGGCCCUGAGCAAAAGUAGUGCGCUAAAUAGGGAAUAGAGUUCCAUUGGGAACUACACCCUGUCAGUGUGUUGUGAGGGCAUUUCUCUAUGCCUAACCAUGCUGUACUAUGCUUUACUAUUAGUCUCUACAUUAACUGUGUCCUUUAGCUUCUUCCUUGUAUACAAAGUGGCAGUUCUAGAAGAUGACAUCUACAAACUCAGAGGAGAUAUUUCAAACCUAAAGCCACAUUCUAAAGAAUCCCCAGACGGGAUGAUAACUGGUAUGUCCAGAACAUGGGAGAGAUCAAAGCAAGUGGCUUCCCUAAAUUCCCAGCAACAGAGACAGACGGAGAAAGACUCUCAGACUCUGUGUUCCUCGACAGCAUCCUCUCUGAGAAUGAAACGGGAGCAGGCCGGCUGUAGUGGAGGUACAGCAGUAGUUCAGCAGUCGUUUCUGCAGCUGUCAGCCAACACAAAGGAACAGCCAUUUGUCAGAGGAAAUGUGACGGUGAUUCCUUGGAUAGUUGCCUUGCAUCAAGGGGAGGCCAUCUCUUCCACUGGAGACAGAAUCAUCAUCCAACAAGAAGGAUUCUUCAUAGUGUUUGGCCAGGUGUUGUUCCAGAGUCCAGGCACCAUCAUGGGUCACAUAGUGCGUAGUCGAGGAACCGAUCAGAGAUCCACAGAGCUGCUCCGCUGUCUACAGGAGAUGCCCCAGACCAACUGUGCCAAUACCUGCCACACUGGAGGCAUGGUGAAGCUGGAGAGAGAAGACGAGCUGGAGCUGGUGAUCCCAGAUCGACCCCAAGCCCAGGUCUCCAUGGACGCAGACUCAACCUUCUUUGGCAUCAUACGGCUGAACUGACUACCAGGAGACAGAAGUCACCAGCAGGAGGUGUGGGACUUGAUGUCAUGAACAGGAUGAUGUCCUCCUCUGACAGGAUGAUGUCCUCCUCUGACAGGAUGAUGUCCUCCUCUGACGGGAUGAUGUCUCUAGUGGAUGUCCUCCUCUGACAGGAUGAUGUCCUCCUCUGACAGGAUGAUGUCCUCCUCUGACAGGAUGAUGUCCUCCUCUGACAGGAUGAUGUCCUCCUCUGACAGGAUGAUGUCCUCCUCUGACAGGAUGAUGUCUUAUUGUUGUACCAAAUCCACAGCUUUUGCACACAUGGAGAGUUUCAUCCAUGAUGAGUGGAAGAUGGCUGGGAGCAGAAAUGUUAUUUUUCUGAACAACUUUUACCUGAUUAAUCUGACAAUAUGAAAUCGACCUUGAAUGCUGUUGUGCUGAGUACGGGUGGUGUCCAGCGUACGUUAAAAGUUUGGUUUCCAUAUGUGUCAAUAGUUGAAGUGUAAUAAAGUAUUCAGGUUGUCCUGAUCCACCUGG